This is a messenger RNA of Aphis gossypii (cotton aphid), 471 nucleotides long. RefSeq lists its product as uncharacterized. Gene Ontology annotation, biological process: DNA integration. Bases 1 to 471 code for a protein of 156 amino acids. Gene Ontology annotation, molecular function: nucleic acid binding. The transcript has a single exon. NCBI's taxonomy places the organism in Eukaryota, Metazoa, Arthropoda, Insecta, Hemiptera, Aphididae. The record is from RefSeq and is a predicted model, not a curated record.
AUGGGUCCGUACCCGCGGACGCAGCGGGGUAAGACGACGAUUUUGGUAGUAACAGACUGCUACAGUCGCUGGGUAGAGGCCUACCCUUUAGGAAAGGCGACGACCAAAGCGAUUGUGGAUACAUUCGAACGGGAGUUGUUCCCACGGUUCGGAUACCCGAGGGCAUUAUUGUCAGAUAAUGGCCCGCAGUUCGUGUCCAAGGCAAUGGGAGAGGCACUCAAGAAGUGGGGAGUGGAAGGUUGGACGACUCCAAUAUACCACCCACUUGUCAACCCGGUAGAAAGGCAGAAUCAAGAGUUGAAGAAAGGGUUACGAACCUUACUUGUUGAUAAGCCUCAUCAUCUGUGGGAUGUCUAUCUGCCACACGUGUUGUUCUCCGUAAGAAACAACAAAGAAAACGAAACACCGGACAGUCGCCGGCCAAAUGAUGUUUGGUCGGGAGAUCAAGGUCCCCGGAGACUGGCAGCUUGA